AUGGCUCGUCUUAAAAAAUCCUGCGAUCCCAAUGCUCCGGCUCGACCAAGAUCCUCCUUCAAUUUAUAUAUGAGUCAUCGCAUUAGUCAGUCAGAGGCCCUGGCUUCCAAGCCCUUUGGUGAAAGAAACCGCAUGAUCGGACUCGAGUGGGCUGCUUUGCCACCCGAACAGAAGCAAAUUUUUAACGAGCAGGCCUCCCGAGAGCGAGAAAAGUACAAAGUUGACUUUGAAGCCUACAAACAGACGCAGUCCUUCAAAGACUGGCAAGCGAAACAGGAGGGUCUUAGGGCCUCAAACUCCCCAAAGUCGGGCAAACGAGGGCCCAAGGGGGGGAAACGGACCCAUGAACCCGAGCCCGACACAACUAGUUCUCCAAAAACUCAGCGGAUACCGAUCUUUAGCGAGGAAUUCCUUGCCUACAAUCGGCAACGGGAGAUGACUCUGCGGAAUCUGCGAAAGCAGGCCACGCAACUUGAGGAGGAGACUGCGUUGUUGAGUAAACACGUUGAGAAUCUGGCCAAUGCCAGCACAAAGCUGGAGCAACAGAUCAAAAGCACUGAAGCCCAACUUGCUGCUGAGGAGGCCCUCACACAGAGGUUCCGCAAGGAACUCACCGCAACCUUCGCGGAGGUUUGUUUUGUCUCACUAUAUUGUUUCCUACGACCUUGUGUAUUAUCUACUCGAUUUCAGUCCGCAUUCGUGUUUUCAUCCCUUCUGAAAGAAAGGGAGAGUGAAUGCUUUAUUUUGAAGGGAAUACCCAAAAACUUUUAG
Molecule: messenger RNA, 771 nt
Organism: Dibothriocephalus latus
Lineage: Eukaryota; Metazoa; Platyhelminthes; Cestoda; Diphyllobothriidea; Diphyllobothriidae
Source: the annotation of a GenBank genome assembly